Molecule: messenger RNA, 6694 nt
Organism: Peromyscus eremicus (cactus mouse)
Lineage: Eukaryota; Metazoa; Chordata; Mammalia; Rodentia; Cricetidae
Gene: Nlrc5
Product: NLR family CARD domain containing 5
Exons: 47
Coding region: 7-5523 (1838 amino acids)
Molecular function (GO): protein binding
Source: RefSeq, a predicted model, not a curated record
CUUCUGAUGGACCCUGAGAGCCUUCAACUGGGCACUGAGAACCUGUGGGCCUGGCUUGUGAGGCUGCUGAGUGAAAACUCAGAAUGGCUGGACACCCAGGUUAGGUUCUACCUUUCGACCACGGACCUGGACUCCAGCAGCAAGGCCCCCGAUCCUGAGAUCAUUCGUCAUCAGCUCAGGAGGCUGUACACCCAGGGCCUGGCCACCUGGCAGUCCUUCAUCUAUAGUCUGUGCAUGGAGCUUACUGUGCCUCUAGACCUGGAGGUACCACUGCUGAGCAUCUGGGGCCAAAAAGACGAAUUCUCUAAGCAGAUAGGAGCCGGUGAGGACAGCCAGCCUGGACCUCCGCUGCACCAUGGUGUCAAGCGCCCUUCUCAGAGCUGUGGGUCCUCCCCCCGCCGGAAGCACUGCAGGAAACAGCAGCUAGAGCUGGCUAAGAAGUACCUGAAACUCCUAAAGACCUCGGCCCAACAGUACCAUGGUGGUGUAUGCACGGGAGCAGGGCAUCCUCAGGCCUCCCCACUGGCCUACGUACCCCCAAUUCUGCAGUGGAGCCGGGCUACAGCACCCUUGGAUGCUCAGGAGGGAGCCACUAUGGGAUGCCCCGAGGCAGCAGAUGACGUUGAUGUGAGCAUCGAAGAUCUCUUCAAUUUCAGGGCCCACAAGGGACCUCGAGUGACAGUACUGCUGGGAAAGGCUGGGAUGGGCAAGACCACUCUGGCCCAUCGACUCUGCUGGAAGUGGGCUAACGGUCAGCUGGACCGCUUCCAGGCUCUGUUCCUUUUUGAGUUCCGCCACCUCAACGCAAUCACACAUUUGCUGACACUGCCCCAGCUCCUUUUUGAUCUGUACCUGAGCCCGGAGUCAGAGUCUGAUGCUGUUUUUCAGUACCUGGGGGAGAAUGCCCAUCAAGUGCUACUGAUCUUUGAUGGGCUGGAUGAGGCACUCCAUGCCGGUUCCGUGGGUUCCGACAAUGCAGGCUCGGUCUUCACCCUCUUCUCCGACCUCUGCCGUGGGACCCUUCUGCCAGGCUGCUGGGUGAUGGCCACCUCUCGUCCUGGGAAACUGCCUGCCUGUGUGCCCACAGAGGCAGCCAUGGUGUACAUGUGGGGCUUUGAUGGGCUGCGGGUAGAGAGGUACGUCAGCCACUUCUUCAGUGAUCUGCCGUCGCAGGAGUUGGCCCUGGCAGAAGUGAGAAGCAACGAGCGUCUCCGGGGUAUGUGUGCAGUACCUGCACUGUGCAGAGUUGCCUGCUUCUGCCUCCGCCGUCUGCUUCCAGGAAGCCCCCCAGGCCAAUCUACGGCCCUGCUAUCCACUGUAACCCAGCUGUACCUGCAGAUGGUGGAGACUUUUAACCCCAGUGGGACUCUGCCUGCCACAUCCUUGUUGGACCUUGGAAAGGUGGCCCUUAGGGGACUGGACACUGGGAAGGUCGUCUUCUCUAUGGCAGACAUCCCUCCUCCCCUGAUGGCUUUUGGAGCUGUCCACAGCCUCCUGACCUCCUUCUGUAUCCGUACCAGUCCUGAGCACCAAAAAAUAGGCUAUGCCUUCGCCCACCUAAGCCUGCAAGAGUUCUUUGCUGCUCUGUAUCUGAUGGCCAGUGACACAGUGGACAAAGACAUGCUCAUCUGCUAUGUCACCCUCAAUUCCCACUGGGUACUGCGGACCAAAGAUAGGCUGGGCCUCUCCGACCAUCUCCCUACCUUCCUGGCAGGCCUGGCAUCCCACACUUGCCGUACAUUCCUUUGCCACCUGGCUCAGCAGGACGAAGCCUGGGUGGGCUCCAGGCAGGCUGCUGUUGUUCAGGUGCUGAGGAAGUUGGCUAGCCGAAAGCUUACGGGGCCAAAGAUGAUAGAAUUGUGUCACUGUGUGGCUGAGACCCAGGAGCUGGACCUGGCGAGGUUCAUUGCCCAAAGCCUCCCCUUCCAACUUUCCUUCCACAAUUUCCCACUGACCCGUGCAGACCUGGCUGCACUGGCCAAUGUUUUGGAACACAAGGCUGCCCCCAUUCACCUGGAUUUUGAUGGCUGCCCACUGGAGCCCCACUGCCCAGAGGCUCUGAUAGGGUGUGGGCAGGUUGAGAAUCUCAGCUUUAAAAGCAGAAAGUGUGGGGACGCCUUUGCAGAAGCUCUGGGCAGAAGCUUGCCUACUAUGGGGAGCCUGAAGACCCUAGGGUUAACAGGAAGUAAGAUCACAGCCCGAGGCAUCAGCCACCUGGUACAGGCUUUGCCCCUCUGUUCCCAGCUGGAGGAAAUCAGUUUGCACGGCAACCAGCUCAAGGACCCAGAAGUGCUGAGUCUUGUGGAGCUGCUCCCUUGCCUGCCGAAGCUCCGGAAGCUUGACCUGAGCAGAAACAGCUUCUCCACGUCAACUCUACUGUCCUUGGUGAAGGUGGCCAUCACGUGUCCUACUGUCAGAAAGCUGCAGGUCAGGGAAUCAGACCUCAUCUUCCUUCUGUGCCCGGUCACAGAGACAGCUGCACAGCCAUCAGGAGCAUCAACCCUACAGAACAAAGAUAGCCUGAAGAAAGAAGAACAGAGCCGGAGCCUGGAACUCAGGCUUCAGAAAUGUCAGCUCAGGGUCCAUGAUGCAGAAACCCUGGUGGAGCUAUUCCAGAGAGGCCCCAGGCUGGAGGAAGUGGAUCUUUCAGGGAACCGUCUGGAAGAUGAAGGCUGUCGAUUUGUGGCAGAAGCUGCUUCACAGCUGCAAAUUGCCAAGAAACUGGACCUCAGUGACAAUGGCCUCUCCAGGACGGGGGUGACCUAUGUGUUGAGAGCCAUGAGCACGUGUGGGACCCUGGAAGAGCUGCACAUCAGCCUGCUGAGCAACACCGUGGUACUCACAUUUGCCCAGGAGCCAAGGGAGCAGGAAAGGAGCUGCAAGAGAGAUGCACCGUUUACCAGCUUUUUGUCUCCUGUGGCCUCUGAGAUGUCCCAGAGCUCUCGAAGGAUCAGGCUGACACACUGUGGCUUCCUGGCCAAGCACACAGACAGGCUCUGCGGGGCACUGAGCGCCAACUGCCAGCUCCACCGCCUGGAUCACCUUGACCUAUCAGACAACUCUCUGGGGGACGAAGGGGUGGCCCUACUAGCCCAGCUGCUCCCAGGACUGAGUCCCCUGCAGUCCUUGAACCUCAGCAGGAACGGCGUGUCCCUGGACGCUGUGUUUGACUUAAUCCCAUGCAUGUCUUCCGUUCCGUGGGUGUUCCACUUAGAUGUCAGCCUUGAGAGUGACCACAUCCUCCUUCGAGGAGCUGGGACUGACAGGGAUGCCCUAGCUGGCAGAUGUGGACCAGAGUUCCCGGCUGGAGCCCCGGAACUGGAGUUCAGUCCGCGCUACAGCUCCAGGAGCUUCUGCCUUCAGGGGUGUCAGCUGGAACCCGGGAGCCUUGCCUGCCUCUGUGCCACUCUGGAGAAGUGCCCAGGGCCUCUGGAAGUCCACUUGUCCUGCAAGACCCUGAGUGAUGAAAGCCUGAAGACCCUGCUAGAGUGCCUGCCCAAGCUGCCCCAGCUCAGCCUGCUGCAGCUGAACAACACCGUCCUAUCUUCAAGAAGCCCUUUCCUGCUAGCCGACGUCUUCAACCUGUGCCCACGGGUUCAGAAGGUCAAUCUCAGGUCCCUCUGCCAUGCUGUCCUGCACUUUGGCUCCAAGGAAGAGCAAGAGGGUGUGUGCUUUGGGUUUCCAGGAUGCAGCCUCAGCCCCGAGCACAUGGAGCCACUGUGUGGUGCACUGAGCAGGGGCACAGUCCUCAGCCAGCUUGACCUCUCUGAAAAUGCCAUCACAGACAUUGGGCUCAGGUGCCUUCUGGAAUGCCUGCCGCAGCUACCCAUCUCUGGAUGGCUUGACCUCAGUCACAACAGUAUCUCUCAGGGAGGGGUCCUGUGCCUGCUGGAGACCCUGCCUUCCUGCCCUCGUGUCUGUGAGAUCUCUGUGAGUCUGGGCUCCAAACAGAGCUUCCGGAUACGCAUGUCCAAAGAGGAAGAAGCCAGAACAACACUGAGGCUGUGUGAGUGCAGCUUCAGCCCAGAACACGUCUCCAGACUGGCUUCUAGCCUGAGCCAGGCCCGACACCUGUCAGAGCUCUCGCUGACCAGGUGCCACUUGGACCUGCCACAGCUGACCCACCUCCUGAAUCUGGUGAAUCGACCAGCAGGGUUGCUGGGCCUCAGGUUGGAAGAACCCUGGGUGGGCCAUGUCAGCUUACCAGACGUGAUGGAAGUCUGUGCCCAGGCCUCAGGAUGUCUCACUGAGUUAAGCCUCUCUGAGACCCAGCAGCAGCUGAGGCUCCAGCUGGAAUUUCGUCACCAAGAAGACAAAUCUGAGGCCAUGGCAAACAGGUUGGCUCACUGUGACCUGGGGACCGACCACAGUCUUCUUAUGACACAGUUGAUGGAGACGUGUGCCAGACUGCAACAGCUCAGCUUGUCUCAGGUUAACUUCAGUGAUGAUGACGACACCAGGUCCAGGCUGCUACAGAACCUCCUGCUGUGUAGCUGUGAGCUCAAGAGCUUCCGGCUGACCUCCAGCUGUGUCAGCGCAGAGAGCCUCACCCACCUGGCAUCUGGUCUGGGGCACUGCCAGCAUCUGGAAGAGCUGGACUUCUCUAACAACUAUCUCUGUGAGGAGAACAUCGAGCUACUGAUGGGAGCCCUUCAGGGGACCUGCAGGCUAAAGAAGCUACACCUCAGUCACUUUCCACUGGAAGCCUCCUCUCUGGCCUUGCUCAUUCAAGGACUAAGCCACAUGACCUUACUGCAGCACCUGAGCUUGAGACACAACCAGAUUGGAGACGUGGGUACCCAGAACCUGGCUGCCAUCUUGCCGAGGCUUCCAGGCCUCAGGAAGUUAGACCUGUCAGGGAACAGCAUUGGCCCAGCUGGGGGAGUGCCGCUGGCGAAGUCUCUCACCCACUGCAAGUGCUUGGAGGAGAUCAUACUGGGCAGCAAUGCUCUGGGGGAUCCCACAGCCCUGGGGCUGGCUCAGAGAUUGCCUCCACAACUGAGGGUACUGUGUCUGCCAUCCAGCCAUCUGGGUCCAGGGGGGGCCCUGUGCCUGGCCCAGGCCCUGGAGCAAUGUCCAUACAUAGAAGAGUUCAGCUUGGCAGAGAAUAACUUGGCUGGAAAGGUCCCACACUUCUGCAAGAGUCUCCCACGGCUCAGAAAAAUUGACCUGAUUUCCUGCAAAAUUGAUGACCAAGCUGCCAAGCACCUGGCCACCAGCCUCAUGUUCUGCCCAGCCCUGGAAGAAAUCUUGCUGUCCUGGAACCUCCUUGGUGAUGAGGUGGCUGCUGAGCUGGCCCAGGUCCUGCCGCAGAUGGGGCAGCUGAAGAGAGUGGACUUGGAGAAGAACCGGAUAACAGCAUGUGGAGCCCAACUCCUGGCUCACGGGCUGGCCCGGGGCUCCUGUGUUCCAGUCAUUCGCCUCUGGAACAACCCCAUUCCUGCCGAUGUGGCCCAGAGUCUACAGAGCCAGGAGCCCAGGAUGGACUUCUCCUUCUUUGACCAGCAGCCCCGGGCUCUCUGAGGAACCUGAUGGACCUCUCAAGACUCUUGGGUCCAGCCCAGUGAUGACCACACCACCCACUGGGAAAGGGGGCUCAGAAGAACUUCAGUUGGUGCCCAGCAUCCUGUGAAUGCCCCAGGAGGGAAGAGGGAAUUUGUCUUGUCACAGUCCUUAGGGAGAACUUUCCUGGGGACUGGGUGCUUUGUUUAACCAAAAGAGGAUCAUACAUCAUACAUGACAUGUGUUACCAGUGGGACAUUGGCACAAUGGGAGUACUAUGACGUAUGAUAUAUGACAGGGAAGGCUAUGGUGCGCUAGGACCUCGACGUAGGAAGGUCAUACUCGUGACAGAAUGGGUCAUAUGUGGCAUUACAUGGAACUUGUAGUGUGGCACCUGGUCAGUGGCUCUUAGCACUGUAAAUGGCAGUACAUGGGACCAGGAAUCCACCUAUGACAUGCUGUUCGUAUCACAUAACACUCAGCUUGCCAAGGGACCACAGGCAAGUUCAAGACCUAAUUUAUUACUAUUUAAAAAACAUAAAGCUAGGCUAAUAGUAUAGGCCUCAUAGCUGUUUAGAAAUCUGAGGCAGAGGGAUGGCAAGUUCAAGGCCAGCCUGGGUAAUUCAAUAAGAGCCUGUCUCAAAAGGUCAAAAAGGGCUGGGGAUACAGCUUAGUGGUAGAGUGUUUGCCUAGCGUGUGUGAAGCCCUGGGCUGAAUGCUCAGUACCUUUUUCAAAAGCAUUUAUAAAAAUAUCUGGAGCAGCUAAGCCAGGGCAUAUUUAUGCCCUGGGCUGGGAUGGGAGAACACUGACUGGCCCAGUAGCCUAAUGGUCAGGGCUGUGGGACAUACCGAGGCCUCAGCAUGAAGCCCCCUCCUGCAAGAGCCUCAGUUCUCCCCUCUGUUAAUUAGGCAGCCCUCCCUUCCAAAGACUUUCAGCCCAGGCUUAGGAGCUAGUUUGAUCCUGGACAGUUCAGGCUCAUCUGUUCUUUCCUGGUAUAAGGUAUGAAGCCAAGCCUAGGGGCUCAGGGAUGGGUACUUCAGGACAUUAGGCCAGGCCACUGGGCCACCCACUACCUCAGCAGGACUCUGAAACCCCUUGAGACUCCACGGCUUUUGUGACUUCCACGAGGGGGGAGGAUAGCCUUACACUCUAAGCAAGUGGUCAAUAAAUGGAGACGGUCUUCCUGCCUGC